AUGACUAUUACCGUUGGAGUGUUGGCCCUACAAGGCGCAUUCUUUGAACAUAUACAACUACUGAAAAAGGCCACCGAAACAGCCUCACCGUCCGAAUGGCACUUCAUUGAAGUACGGACGCCACAAGAGCUGUCAACAUGCGACGGUCUUGUCUUACCCGGAGGAGAGAGUACUACCAUGUCUUUGGUGGCGGCAAGAUCCAAUCUGCUUGAGCCGUUGCGAGAAUUCGUCAAAGUGGAUCGCAAACCAACGUGGGGUACCUGCGCCGGGCUUAUCUUGCUCGCCGAGUCCGCCAACAAGACCAAGAAGGGUGGACAAGAGUUGAUCGGAGGAUUGGAUGUUCGCGUGAACCGCAAUCACUUUGGCCGACAGACAGAAAGCUUCCAAGGCCCAUUGGAUCUGCCAUUCCUGGGCGCAGACGCACAGCCUUUCCCAUCCGUUUUCAUUCGAGCCCCGAUUGUCGAAAAGAUCCUCCCACACCACGAGGGUGUGCAGACGGAAGAAACCCAGCAGGAGGACGUGAUCGUGGCGCCCUCUCGAAAGGUGCGGGAUUCGGUGGCGCAAGCCGCGACGGCAGAUGAAGUCGAGGUUCUGGCCACAUUAGUCGGACCGGCAGCCCGUUCAGCCACGGAAGGUCAAGACGGAGACCCGGAUAAGGAGGUUGGAGACAUUGUGGCAGUGCGGCAGGGCAAUGUCUUCGGCACCAGCUUCCACCCGGAGCUGACAGGGGACGCCAGAAUCCAUGCCUGGUGGCUUCAACAGGUCCAAGCAGCCGUGCUGAAGCGAAACAAACUGAAGCAAUAG
Messenger RNA from Penicillium olsonii, 804 nucleotides. The record is from the annotation of a GenBank genome assembly. NCBI's taxonomy places the organism in Eukaryota, Fungi, Ascomycota, Eurotiomycetes, Eurotiales, Aspergillaceae.